This is a messenger RNA of Drosophila novamexicana, 5171 nucleotides long. RefSeq names its product serine/threonine-protein kinase MARK2 (gene par-1). Gene Ontology annotation, cellular component: cytoplasm. Bases 125 to 3676 code for a protein of 1183 amino acids. Gene Ontology annotation, biological process: protein phosphorylation; intracellular signal transduction; microtubule cytoskeleton organization. Gene Ontology annotation, molecular function: ATP binding; protein serine/threonine kinase activity; tau-protein kinase activity. The record is from RefSeq and is a predicted model, not a curated record. NCBI's taxonomy places the organism in Eukaryota, Metazoa, Arthropoda, Insecta, Diptera, Drosophilidae. The transcript is spliced from 15 exons.
UGCACAAUCGCAAAGUCUGACUAAACUAAUAUAAUAAAAACAAACAAACUAGCUAACCAGAGGCCAGUGCGAAGUAAAAAAAAAAAACAAAAUAAGAAGUGAAACAAAACAAAAUACAAAAUACAUGGAUCGUGGUGUGGAUCCUGAACCAUCGAACAGAAUGGAGACAUCGGCGACGACGACGCCGACGCCGGACUUGAACAGAGCGGAUGCGUCCCGCAAAAGCGUUCGCCUCUAUGCGGCACGCAAGGGAGUGGCGCCGGCUCCGCCCAAAUUGGCGCUGGCCACGAGCAACAACAAUAGCAAUAGUAAAAAUAAGAACAACAAUAGUGAUAGCGAAAACUUGCCCGAUUACAGUGCACAGCUUGCCGGUACGGCGACUGCAAAGGAACUCGAUCUCAGCGAUGCACAGCAUGUGGACUAUGAUGCAAUCGUGGAACUGCGCAGACCGGGCGAUAUAGCUGUAGCCCCGCCACGGGUCGCAGUCUCGGCGAUUCCUGCUUUUCAAUUGCCAAACAAGAGCCGGCAAAAGGCUGCGCCACGAGUGCAGAUGUCUGCCGAAGAUGAUGUGGGCGUGGCUUUCGCUUUGGGCUCCAUUGAGCAGCACAUUCUGAAUGUCGAAGAGAGUUUUAAGCAGCAGCAACUCAGUGAGAAUCAGCAGCAGCAGCAGCAGCAACAGUCCCAGUCUUCCAUGGAUGUCAUGAAAAUGGAUAUAAUGCGCAAACAAAGUAAGCGUUACGGCGAGACGGAAAACCUGCUCCGGCCGGGCAUCAGCGACAUGUCCUCCGAGAACGACUUUCAGUACCUGGGCGGGCGGCGCUCCCAGCUGGACGAUAGCAAUGAGCAAAUGCUAACGGAAUUUCAAAGAGGCAGCGAUGGACGCAACUCAAUUGGCGCCUACUCGAAGAACUCGGCCGCUGCGGCCGGCGGCCCCUCGGGAGCGCUGAAGGCUAAGCUUGCCCGGACUGCCUCGGAUACGAAGAAUACGGAUACGGUGCUGGCGAUGCGCGCAACUUUGAAACAGAAGCAACAGCAUCACGAUGUCAAGCAGCAGCAGGCUGAGAGCAGAUGGCGACCGACCACGACGACAGCUCCGACGCCAGCAGCAAGAUCCACAGCGAGCCGGGGCAACAGCAGCUCCAGCGUUGUGGACGGAGGGUCCUCAUCAAAGCUGACUGCCACCACGAUAUCGGCAUCGAAGCGACGCGAGGAGAAUCUACGCCAGUUCGAAGCGCUGCUGGCUCAAAAGUCCUCGCAGCCGCAUCGACAUGCAGCGGCUGCUGCAGCAACUGGAUCUAGCGCCGGGUCUCACGCGACAUCCGGUGGCAGCACGAGCUCAUCAAAGCGGCGCUCCGAGCGUCCCAUUGUGGCGCCUAUACCGCCCUACAACUCAAGUCGUCCACCUGUCGAGCCAAGAUCCGCAGCAUCGGGGCCCGGACACCAACGAGCUGCUCCCAACGCGGCUGUGACACGUACCAAUGUAUACAGCAACAAUGUUGCUCAGGGAUCCCCGAAUCUGCAGAUGCGCAGCAGUGCUCCGAUGCGAUGGCGCGCCACUGAGGAGCAUAUCGGCAAAUACAAGCUCAUCAAGACGAUCGGAAAGGGAAACUUUGCCAAAGUAAAACUGGCAAAGCAUCUACCCACUGGCAAGGAAGUAGCAAUAAAGAUAAUUGACAAAACCCAAUUGAAUCCUGGGUCACUUCAGAAACUAUUUAGAGAGGUUAGGAUAAUGAAAAUGCUUGAUCACCCCAACAUAGUUAAACUUUUUCAAGUUAUCGAAACGGAAAAAACGUUGUAUCUCAUCAUGGAAUAUGCAUCGGGGGGUGAGGUGUUCGACUAUUUGGUACUACACGGACGCAUGAAAGAGAAGGAGGCGCGGGUCAAAUUUCGUCAAAUCGUAUCGGCUGUGCAAUACUGUCAUCAGAAGAGGAUCAUACACAGGGACUUAAAAGCUGAAAACUUAUUACUCGACAGCGAGUUGAAUAUUAAAAUAGCUGAUUUUGGUUUUUCGAACGAGUUUACGCCUGGCUCAAAGUUAGAUACCUUCUGCGGCAGCCCACCCUACGCAGCACCCGAGCUCUUCCAGGGCAAAAAAUACGAUGGACCCGAAGUGGAUGUCUGGUCGCUGGGUGUUAUUUUGUAUACGUUAGUGAGCGGAUCCCUGCCUUUCGACGGUUCCACUUUGAGGGAGCUACGUGAACGUGUACUCAGAGGCAAAUAUAGAAUUCCAUUCUAUAUGUCGACUGAUUGCGAAAAUUUGCUGCGCAAGUUUCUAGUACUGAAUCCUGCAAAACGUGCUAGUCUUGAAACAAUCAUGGGUGACAAGUGGAUGAAUAUGGGGUUUGAGGACGACGAGCUCAAGCCCUAUAUAGAGCCAAAACAAGAUUUAGCCGAUCCCAAGCGGAUAGGUAAGACGGAAGCUCUAGUCGCGAUGGGCUACAAUCGACAAGAAAUCGAAGCGUCGCUGGCUCAGGUGCGAUAUGAUGACGUGUUCGCCACAUAUUUGUUGCUGGGCCGCAAGAGCACUGAUCCUGAAAGUGACGGGUCGCGAUCCGGAUCAUCGCUCUCGCUGCGCAACAUUUCUGGUAACGAGGCUGGCGUCAAUGCUGGCAAUGCGGUUGUGCAAAGUCCCACGCAUCGUGGCGUUCACAGAAGUAUAUCGGCGUCGAGUACCAAGCCCAGUCGUCGAGCUUCGUCCGGUGCGGAAACGUUACGUGUUGGACCCCCAAACGCCACUACGACCGUGACAGCUGCUGCAAUUGGCGUGGCACCUGUCAACCCGAGCAAUAACUAUAAUGCUGUAGGAUCAGCCGCCGAUCGUGCAUCAGUUGGUAGCAAUUUUAAACGUCAGAAUACGAUUGACUCAGCAACAAUUAAGGAGAAUACGGCAAGACUGGCCGCACAGAAUCAGAGGCCAGCGUCAGCCACACAGAAGAUGCUCACCACAACAGACACAUCGCUGAACAGUCCAGCUAAGCCGCGCACAACUGCUAAGUAUGAUCCCACUAAUGGAAAUCGGACAGUGAGCGGCACGAGCGGCAUCAUACCACGCCGCUCCACCACGCUGUAUGAAAAGACUUCAUCGACGGAGAAAACAAAUGUUAUUCCUGCAGAGACAAACAGUGGAUCUGCAGCUACCGCUGGAAAGGGCCAUACUAAAAGCGCGUCUAUUUCAAGCCCUAGGCCAUCCACUGACGGAUGCAUAUCAGUAUCAAUUGACCCCCUUGGAUCGAGGGCCAGAAACAACACCGCGCUGGAAUACUCUGGUACAAGUGGCGCCUCCGGUGACUCGCCGCAUCCGGGUCGGAUGAGCUUUUUUUCGAAACUUUCCUCCCGUUUUAGCAAACGUACAUCUACCACGGAAGAGGCGGCCAAGCCAAGAGUUUUGCGAUUUACAUGGUCCAUGAAGACCACAUCCCCGCUGAUGCCCGAUCAAAUAAUGCAGAAGAUAAGGGAAGUGCUGGAUCAAAACAAUUGCGAUUACGAACAACGCGAAAGGUUUGUGCUUUGGUGUGUGCACGGCGAUCCGAACACAGAUUCGUUGGUCCAAUGGGAGAUUGAGGUGUGCAAGUUGCCGCGACUCUCAUUGAACGGGGUGCGCUUUAAACGCAUUUCUGGUACAAGCAUUGGCUUCAAAAACAUUGCGUCUCGCAUUGCUUUUGACCUCCGUCUGUGACUUAAUAAAACGACUAACGAAAGCUGUACAGCCGCCACCACCAGUACCAGCACCACCACCACCAUCACCACCGAUAGCGACACAACAAAACCAACCACCUCCACUGCCAGAUACCAGAUGGCCAGCGGCAGUAGCAAGCUGUCUGGGCAAUCGAUGCUGCGUCGCUCGGUCAGCAGUCACCAGAGAUCGAAUCGGUUCAAGCUAAGUCGAUUGCCCGGCAUCAGGCAUGAUGGACACAAGAAGACGGGCGUGCUGUCCUCGGCUUUUCAGAUUUACUUGCCCUUCAGAUCGAAGGAUACUUUGAAAUCCCAAGUCAAAUUUGACGCGUCUCGCUCAAUCGGUUAUGAAAAGCAGACUGAAGAGCAUCCACAGCUGGAACCAAUAAAUGUUAUGUUGCCGGAGAACGCCGAUUGUAUAAUGCCCAGUAACUCAAUUGAAUCUCAAGGGCUAAGCCAAAACAAGGAUGCAGCAGCUGGCGGUGGUGGUGACAACGAUCGGAAUAUUGAUCUGCAAAAACUGCCUGGUGGCAGUGAGCUGAAAGCAAGGGGAAGCAGCAGCAGCAGCAGCGGCAGUCGCAGAGGAAACCGAUUUAAAAGGAACAUCAAGAAUACCGGAAGUCUAAUUGUGCGCAAAUUGACUGCCUCCCGUUACGGGGGCGACACAGGCAAGGCAGGCGGCGGGCCAACAUCAAAGCACUCGGACGAGCAGAAUGUUAUAAAUAACGAUAAGCCAAACAACACCAAACAGAAAGUAGCAAUGUUACGCACCACAACUCUCUAAGUACAUGGAUAUAUAGAAUACAUCAAGAAGGAACAGGAUCCGGGCUCUUGUGGCAGCGCAUGUAUUUGUCUCCAAUCAUAGUAUGACACUAGCAUAGAAUCUCAAGUAAAAGUUAAUGUUUUACAUUUAUUCAUUGAUCUAUCGCGUAUUGAAUAUCUUAUACUUAUAAUAACAGCCGAGCAGACAAAAAUUACCCACAACUUAAGUACAUAAGCACCAACACAUGCAUACAUAUGUCAUAUGUACACCUAUAUAUUGAUAUCGUUAAUUGCUAGACAGCGUAGGUGAGAGCCACACCGUUUUAAUUCAAUAAAAUGAAGAAAAACAAAAACAAAAAAAAAUAUAUAUAUAACAUAAAAAAUCAACGCUAUAGAACGCAUUUUUUACCCCGUGGAUUUAAAGUACACAUUAAAGAGGCAUAAUACUAAAUUUUGUUGUUAAUUAAUUUAGGUUUAUGUUUGGCUUUUUUCGUUCGUUUCGUUUCGUAAAAUAACACAGAAAUAAACCAAAAUAAAUGAAACAACAAAUUGAUUGACAGUUGUUAUAUGAACUCAUAUUUCUUACGUCGGCUAUAAAAUCUAUUUUAAAUUAUAAAUGCGUUUGUAGCAGAUGAGCUUAUUUCCUUAAAUGAGUUAAAGCCCAAGCUGCAAGUUACACAAAGCGAAGCUGCAAACAUAAAAUUUUUAAAAUUGUAUAUUGUAUUUAUAUAAUUAUA